AUCAGUGGGCGGAUUUUCACCUAAAUAACAGGGCUGAGUGGACGAAGAAGAAGCACAUUUCUACAGGAUGGCUGGAACAGUAUAUAACCCACCCAUGCCUUACUUAGGCGGGAUACCAGGAGGUGUCCAUGACGGGACAAAGAUUACCAUCCAAGGCACUCCGCAUCCACAUCAUCAUCAACACAUGUUCACUAUUAACCUGAAAUGUGGGGCAAGCCUUGAUCCAACUGUGAAUAAUGCCCUGCAUUUCAACGUUCGCUUCAACGAGGGUACUGUAGUGAGGAACACUUGCCAGCAUGGAUCGUGGGGUUCUGAGGAAAAGCAUGGUGGGAACCCCUUUCAGCGCGGCGUUCCAUUCGAUGUAACAUUUCACAUCAAACACAACCAUUUCAAGAUAACUGUAAAUGGGCGACAUUUUUGUGACUUUAAUCACCGAAUCCAGAUGCACCAUAUCAACACUCUACACAUCGACGGUGCUGUCGGUAUCACAAGCAUCAGUUUCGGUGAUAAAGGAGGACACGGAGGCCAUGGUCAUCAUCAUGGACAUGGGGGUGGUUUCCCUCAGCCAGGUUUCCCUCAGCCAGGUUUCCCGCCAGCGGCAGCCUCGUUCUCCCCUCCAGGUAGCAUGAUGCCCCCUGGCCAACCUAUGUAUAACCCACCUGUACCCUUGACAACAUCGAUUCCAGGAGGCAUGACACCAGGGAAAAUAGUGUCUAUCAGUGGUAUCCCACACGGUGUUUGUCAAAGAUUCACCAUCAACCUACAGUGUGGCCCAAUGACUGGUGAGGACAUAGCCCUUCACUUUGACGUCAGGGUGCAACUUCCUGGAAACGUCAAUCAAGUGAUCCGGAACACAUGCAUCAAUGGUGGAUGGGGACAAGAGGAGAGACAGGUUCCCUACUUCCCUUUCCAGCCUAAUGCAAAUUUCGACAUCAUGAUACUGGCCGAGCAGGGGAAGUUCAAGGUCGCUGUAAAUAAUCAACACUUCGCAGAAUUCCAUCAUCGUCUCAGGCCACUGAACCGUAUCAAUACGCUUAAUGUUUCCGGUGACCUUAGAAUUACCCAAGUCCGCUUCCAGUGAACCAAGUGAUUGAUGACUUUACCACGCAAAUCCAUAAUCAGGAUGGAUAUCAUUCAUCAAUUUGAACUAAUUUAGAAAAUGUAACAAAUGGAAGACGAUCGCUUAUUUUAUUUGAUAUAAUGAUUUGCUGUUUCUGUUAAAAUGUUUUUGUUCUUGUUUCAUUUUCUUGGGCUUUUAAGCUACAUUUUAUCACAUCGUUAA
Messenger RNA from Ylistrum balloti, 1282 nucleotides. Its product is annotated as galectin-4-like. The record is from RefSeq and is a predicted model, not a curated record. Gene Ontology annotation, molecular function: carbohydrate binding. The transcript has 8 exons. Lineage: Eukaryota; Metazoa; Mollusca; Bivalvia; Pectinida; Pectinidae. Bases 68 to 1081 code for a protein of 337 amino acids.